Molecule: messenger RNA, 492 nt
Organism: Geodia barretti
Lineage: Eukaryota; Metazoa; Porifera; Demospongiae; Tetractinellida; Geodiidae
Source: the annotation of a GenBank genome assembly
AUGGAGUCUGCGCUACUUGCAAUCGGUGAAAUUGUAGAACAAGGCGAAGGUGCUCACAUGGAAAGUCCCGUUGACGAAUCGACCAAGCAGUACGCCCACUUUUUCCGUUUCGAGGAAAUUUUCUGUGAAAACAAACUGGAAAGGUUGCCCGACGGAGAGGGGUACGCGUAUACAGGAGACCCAAUACCUUACAACCCAAACGGGGUGUGGAACAUGAAGGACAAUCUCGCAAUAUCUGACAUUGAGAAAGGCACCGUGUGUCACACGCAAGCAAGAGCAUUCCACAACGUCUAUAAAACGUUACUGUGCGUUUUGCAAGACACGUUUGACGGGCAUCCGGAGAAAAUGGACGAGGCUAUGAAACUAAUGGAGGUGUUGAAGGUUCACGCAAAAAGGGCAAUCUGGACUCCGCUGAACUCCCUCACUUCUAGACCUCCAGAAGACGGGGAAGUGAUGUGUGGCCCAAUCUGGGAUUACGAGUGGGAGGAAUGA